Messenger RNA from Symbiodinium necroappetens, 989 nucleotides. The record is from the annotation of a GenBank genome assembly. NCBI's taxonomy places the organism in Eukaryota, Dinophyceae, Suessiales, Symbiodiniaceae.
AUGGUUGUAGGAGUGCGCAUCUUGGAGCAGGCAUUGCGGCAGCGAAAGCUAGGUACUGAUGGCAGCCGGCAGGCCCGGGAAGAGCUGAGUCGCAAGAGAUGGAUCUCGGAACUGGCAGUGAUAAUCCGCGAGGCCGGGCUGCCUGCUGCAUCCCGCAUUGAUUCUAUGAGUAAUCCUGAGACUUCCUGGGUUCGCGCCUUCGGGUCGCGCCGUGCAAAGACCCUCAAGAACAGGGCAAUGGCUUGGAGGGAGCUUGGUGCGAUCGACACGAGCUCUCGCCAUUGGGUAGGAUAUGCUUCUUUUGGAAGGGGUGCCGAGCUGGAGCAGGACGCUGCACCAGUCAAGCAAGCACCGAUGUACCCCAUCAUCGUGCUGUUAGCUUGCGAGUUGGUGGUGUGUGACCCCUCAGCCUGCCUCGGAGCGCGAUUCUAUUCUUCUGUGUUAUUGCUGUUGGUGUGGGCAACUCUGCGAGUGGAUGACCUGCAGAAUUUCAACCCUGCCAGCGUUUUGCUUUCGCAAAUUGGUUUGAAGUUCACCCUGGACAGGACAAAGACGUCUGGGGCCGGCAAGCAUGUAGGCAAGCUCCGGGCUUUUGUCAUGCGAGGCAUCAGUCUGUCUGGUUUCGACUGGAUUGGCUAUGGCUAUCGUCUGCUGGGCACUGAGUCACUCAAGUUCGAGCGCGACUAUUUCUGUGGUCGUUUCGGAGAGGAUUGGAGCACGAAUGGGAAGUGGACAUAUGUUCGCGACAACAUGCUUCUUCCUGAGGUGGUGAUCCCGUAUUUUACGGACCACUCGGGUAGGCUCGCUCGGAUCGCAUUUGUUCCGAGCUCGCACAACGGUCGCUAUGCCCCAAGACCACUGCGAGAUGAUCGUGCCUCAGAAGAGAAUUUCUUUGUGAAGCAAUGCUUGAAGGCUGCAGCUGCGCAGAACCAGGCUUGCGACCAGCUAGUGUUUGUCAACUUUCAGAAAUGCGAGCUCUCAUUCCUGAG